Molecule: messenger RNA, 1227 nt
Organism: Oppiella nova
Lineage: Eukaryota; Metazoa; Arthropoda; Arachnida; Sarcoptiformes; Oppiidae
Source: the annotation of a GenBank genome assembly
AUGGGUCGCAGUGAGGUGGUGGUGCGGGUGAGCAGUGUGUGUGACAUGACUUCAAGUGCUUCGUACCAGAGUUUCGCAGAGAUCGGUGAUGACGCCAAUCAUGUGCUGAUACAUGUGCUGCCCAGCGAUGGCCGCAAUGGGAUGCGCUCGUGGCAGCACUACAUCCACGACUUGGAUGACUUCUUCAACAAAGUCUACAAAUACCACCAAAAGUCGGGAUUCGCGUGCAUUGUCUUAAGCAAUGUCUUAGAACUGAUUCAAAUACUAUUUGUUAUAUUAUUCACAAUAUUUUUAUAUCAUUUUAUUGAUUACGACAUACUAUUCAAAAACAAACCGCCGGCCCAUUGGACGGGUGGUAGUAACACAUCCAAAGUGACAAUCAGUGAUGUGCUCAUCCCUUACCACUCCGUUACUUAUAGUGCGCUUGAGGUCUACCUAAUAGUGAUAGCACUGGUGUUCUGGUUCUUCAAGUUAUUCAAAGCGAUUCACUCACUGUAUGUGAACCACGCCAUCAAAGCCUUCUACAGCGAAGCGCUGCAUAUCUCGGACUCAACUCUGUUCACAUGGCAGGACAUCCAGAGCCGACUUAUUCAGGCCCAACACGUCUGCCUCCUACAGGACGCACAACUCAAUGAGUUAGUCAUUCAUAACCGUCUUCUCCGGCACCACAACUACAUGAUAGCGCUGAUCAACAAAGGCUUACUUCCCAUCCACUAUAAGGUGCCAUUCGUUGGCGAACUCACGUACCUCACCAAAGGCUUGCAAUUCAAUUUCCAACUCCUCCUCUUCAGGACCUCUCUCUUUGAGAAUAAUUGGAAACUUAAGGAUGAAGUCAAGAGCGGAACCAAUCGACUGAUUUGUGCGCAAAAGUUGGAGAAAUAUAUCAUUCUCUUCGCUAUCAUUAAUUUAAUACUCUUUCCAAUGGUAAGCCUCUGGCAGUUAUUGUACAUUAUCUAUACGUACGCCGAGGCCAUCAAACGCGAUCCAUCCAUGGCUUUAGGUUCCAGGGGUUGGUCUCUACAUUUCAACGAAUUAGACCAUCAAUUGAAUGAACGACUCAAUAGCGGCUACAAAGCGGCCACAAAAUACAUGAACUCAUUCACGUCUCCCUUACUCGAAGUGUUGGCCAAAUUUGUGUCAUUUAUUGCCGGAACAGUUGUUUCAGUUGUCAUACUUCUGACCGUUUAUGACGAGGACGUGAUUGCGACUCGUUUGUCUAAAAUUUAA